AUGGGCAAGGAACCAGCCAUUUUUGAUCUCGGCAAGGGCGAGGUCAUCAAAGGCUGGGAGGCAGGUAUUCCUACAAUGCGCGUGGGUGAGGAAGCUCGCCUCACCAUCGCCCCCGAGUUGGCGUACGGCGUUGAGGGUGCCGGAGCCUUUGGAGUGAUAAUCAAAUCAGAGCAAACGGACAAGCUUUCAGAGGGAUCAGAGUUCGUUGACGGCUUAACUCCUGGGCUCAUGGAACUCUCCAUACGACCUUUCCUCUCGUGCCACAGUCCAGUUGUCCUGUGCUUCUCCCUUUCCUUCUCGUUUGUCCGUUACCCUUGA
This is a messenger RNA of Symbiodinium sp. CCMP2456, 318 nucleotides long. The record is from the annotation of a GenBank genome assembly. Lineage: Eukaryota; Dinophyceae; Suessiales; Symbiodiniaceae.